Molecule: messenger RNA, 1803 nt
Organism: Protobothrops mucrosquamatus (brown spotted pit viper)
Lineage: Eukaryota; Metazoa; Chordata; Lepidosauria; Squamata; Viperidae
Gene: CCDC183
Product: coiled-coil domain containing 183
Exons: 14
Coding region: 1-1632 (543 amino acids)
Source: RefSeq, a predicted model, not a curated record
AUGAGGUUCAAGAGGAAAAAAGAUCUGAAGGAGCAAAUCCGUGAGCUGCAGUCCAUCAUUCACAUCCAAGAACAAGGGAGGAAGCUCCGCACCCAAGGGAGCGAAGAGGCCGUGCGCAAGAACAGGGAGCUGAUCGGCUUCCUGCGUACCACGCUGCAGGGAGAGAUGCAUGAGCUGAAUCUGGGGCUGAAGUAUGACCACGUCACGAUCAGCAGGGCCUGCCUGGACAGGAAGCGGCUGAAAAUCGCUUUGGCAGAAUACACUGUGGAGCAAGCUCGAGAGUCCCUGAGCAAACGGGUCUUCGACCGGAUGAACACCCACAACAUCCUCUUGUACGAAGUCAAGCGCCGGGGGAAACGCCUGGAGGAGCUCCAGGUGACACUGCAGGACCUCAUCGACCUGGAGAUGGCCAGUCCUGAGGUCCAGCUCCAGCUCCAAACCAUCCGUCAGCUGGAGAACAACAUGGAGAAGAUGCAGGUGAACAUUGUGACGGCAGACAAGGUCCACAUCCUGUACGUGAAGAUGCUGGACGUGCUGAGAGCUGAGCUUUCUCAGCUUCCUUUUGUCCUGGACACCUUGGCGCGCCGGGUGGGCACCUACCAGAUGGAGCUGCAGGGGAUGGACCUGAUGGCAACGGAUAUGCGGGAAGCCACGGAGGCCGCCAAGAUGGACAUGGCCAAGGCUGAAAAUGAGUUAAUUGCGGAGAAGAAAUUCCGGGAAAACUCGCUCAGUAUCCAGAAGAAGCAGAUAGAGCGGAUCCGCGCGAAGGAUGCCGGUGAGAGGCACCGUCGGACGCAAGCCCGGCGAGACAUGGACUUCCCUGCCCUGAUGAUCCGUGAAGGAACAAGGGGGGCAAAGCUGGAGGCUUCCAAGGCCCAGAUUGAGUACCAGGGUCUAGUGACCAGCGAGGUGGAGAAGAUCAAAAGUGCCGUGCAGUGCUCACAUCUCUGGGAUAUUGCUGGGCGCUUCAUGGCCCAGAAGAAGUCUGAGGAGAACCUUCAGCAGCAGAUCGCCGAAUCAGAGAAGAAGCGACGAGGCCUCAAGUCCCAGCUGAAGGCUCUGGAGCUGCAGCGAGCUGAGCUGACAUUCCACCAGUCCCCAGGCUUCCUCAGCUCAAAGAAGCUAGAAGAGAAUCUGCGGAAGAACCUGGAGGAGGAGGAGGAACGGCUUUCACGGGUCCAUGACCAGGCCUCCAAAAACCAGGAGCUUCUCCUCCAUUUUGAGAAUGGGGUCGACAACCUGAUCCUCAGGCUGUGUGACAUCCGUGUGCCUGGCCAGGAGGGCUUCCCCAAGACGGAGGAUGUCUUCGAGAAGCUGCAGUUUUGUGAAACAAAACUUCUGCAUUUGAGCCGCAUUAUGCUCGAUUUGCCCACCGACAGAUUCAGCCCAGACGAGAGCGACGAGACGUUUGUUCACCUCCGGAAUUUCCUUGAGGAGAGCACUGGGGAUGAAGAGCAGAACCUGAGAAUCGCUUUCAAUGAGGACGAAGAGGAUGUCCGAGAAGCCUUUCACUUUGCGGACAUCGACCACAGCUACGUGCCCAGUCGGGAGGAGAUCAAGAAGGAGGGCCUGAAGCUGAUUGAGGAGAAGACCAAGGUGACUAAGAAAAAGCAGAGAGGGGCCAAGAAAUGAGAGUUCCAAAAACUUGGCGGCCCCUAUUUCUCGGAUAUGGAGAUUUGACUCUAUCCUCUAUUUUUUAAUCUGUAUUUGUUUAAAAUGACAUUGAACGUGCUUUAAACACGCCUCCUAUGGAAUGUGCAAAAGAGAAGUCUUCCCAUGUUUCCAUAAAUUGAGAAUAAAGGC